Molecule: messenger RNA, 3612 nt
Organism: Alexandromys fortis (reed vole)
Lineage: Eukaryota; Metazoa; Chordata; Mammalia; Rodentia; Cricetidae
Gene: Rap1gds1
Product: Rap1 GTPase-GDP dissociation stimulator 1
Exons: 16
Coding region: 196-2019 (607 amino acids)
Biological process (GO): positive regulation of GTPase activity
Cellular component (GO): cytosol
Molecular function (GO): guanyl-nucleotide exchange factor activity; protein binding
Source: RefSeq, a predicted model, not a curated record
CCGCCGCGGCCGCGCCGCCCGCAGCCGCAGCCGCUGCUCCUCCCCGGCGGCCGCCCCCCGCGGGUCCCUCCCUGGCUGCGGGAGACGCGGAGGUAGAGGGAGGACGCCGCCGCGCCGCCCGUCCGCCCGCCCGCCCGCCCGCCCGCCCGCGAACCCUUCGCCUCGCCCUGCCGCUCCUCGCUCUGGGGGAGGAACAUGGAUAAUCUCAGUGACACCUUAAAGAAACUGAAGAUCACAGCUGCUGACAGGACAGAGGACUGCUUAGAAGGAUGCUUGGAUUGUCUGCUUCAAGCCUUGGCUCAAAAUAACACAGAAACAAGUGAAAAAAUACAAGGAAGUGGAAUACUCGAGUUAUUUGCAAAUCUGUUGACGCCACAGUCUUCCUGCACAGCCAAAGUAGCCAACAUCAUAGCAGAAGUAGCCAAAAACGAAUUUAUGCGAAUCCCAUGUGUAGAUGCCGGCUUGAUUUCACCACUGGUGCAGCUGUUAAAUAGCAAAGACCAGGAAGUGCUGCUUCAGACGGGCAGGGCGCUAGGAAACGUAUGCUACGACAGCCAUGAGGGCAGAAGUGCAGUUGACCAAGCAGGUGGUGCACAGAUUGUAAUUGACCAUUUAAGGUCCCUGUGCAGUAUAACAGAUCCCGCCAAUGAGAAGCUCUUGACUGUCUUUUGUGGCAUGCUGAUGAACUAUAGCAAUGAGAAUGAUUCCCUUCAAGCUCAGCUAAUCAAUAUGGGUGUUAUCCCAACCUUAGUGAAAUUACUGGGCAUCCACUGCCACAAUGCUGCUCUUACAGAAAUGUGUCUUGUUGCAUUCGGGAAUUUAGCAGAACUUGAGUCAAGUAAAGAGCAGUUUGCUAGUACAAACAUUGCUGAAGAGCUGGUAAAACUUUUCAAGAAACAAAUAGAACAUGAUAAAAGAGAAAUGAUUUUUGAAGUUCUAGCUCCCCUGGCAGAAAACGAUGCUAUUAAGCUGCAGCUGGUUGAAGCAGGGUUGGUAGAGUGUCUGCUAGAGAUUGUUCAGCAGAAGGUGGAUAGUGACAAAGAGGACGACAUUGCUGAGCUUAAAACCGCAUCCGAUCUGAUGGUUUUGUUACUGCUUGGAGAUGAAUCCAUGCAGAAACUUUUUGAAGGAGGGAAGGGCAGUGUGUUCCAGAGGGUCCUUUCCUGGAUCCCGUCGAAUAACCACCAGCUGCAGCUUGCUGGGGCAUUAGCAAUCGCAAAUUUUGCCAGGAAUGAUGGGAACUGUAUUCAUAUGGUAGACAACGGAAUUGUAGAAAAGCUCAUGGACUUGCUGGACAGACAUGUAGAAGAUGGGAACGUGACUGUGCAGCACGCAGCACUAAGUGCCCUCAGGAAUCUAGCCAUUCCAGUUGUAAAUAAAGCAAAGAUGUUAUCAGCCGGGGUCACAGAGACAGUUUUGAAAUUCCUUAAAUCUGAAAUGCCCCCGGUCCAGUUCAAACUCCUGGGGACGCUAAGAAUGUUGAUAGAUGCACAAGCAGAAGCUGCUGAACAACUGGGAAAGAAUGCUAAAUUGGUGGAGCGUUUGGUUGAGUGGUGUGAAGCCAAAGAUCAUGCUGGUGUGAUGGGAGAGUCAAACCGACUGCUCUCGGCCCUCAUACGACAUAGUAAAUCAAAAGAUGUAAUUAAAACCAUUGUACAGAGUGGUGGCAUCAAGCAUCUAGUUACCAUGGCAACUAGUGAACAUGUAAUAAUGCAGAAUGAAGCUCUUGUUGCUUUGGCACUAAUAGCAGCUUUGGAAUUGGGUCCUGCUGAGAAAGAUCUUGAAAGUGCUAAGCUUGUACAGAUUCUCCACCGACUUCUAGCGGAUGAGAGAAGUGCUCCAGAGAUCAAAUAUAACUCCAUGGUCCUGAUCUGUGCUCUCAUGGGAUCUGAAUCCCUGUACAAGGAAGUGCAGGAUUUGGCCUUUCUAGAUGUUGUAUCCAAACUUCGAAGUCAUGAGAACAAAAGUGUCGCCCAACAGGCCUCUCUUACAGAGCAGAGACUCACAGUGGAAAGCUGAGACCGGCCCCUCCUGGCACAAGGCAUCCCCCCCCCAGCUGACCACCCCACCGUUCUCCAUCCAAGCUGCCGCUUCAGCGCCAUCCUCUACUGCAUCACCUGUGCAUGCGUGUAAUGUUCCAGUACCAACCGAAGAACUCUCUAGGUACCUACCUGCCUAAUAAGAUUUCUCCACCCAUAGUUAAUGUGAACACGACCGUCCAAACAAGUCUCCACCCGUAACUGUUACCCUGUAUCCCCGAUGCUUGAGCUACAUUAAGUAGAGUGUGCAUGUUGUAGGCCUAUGAAGAUGUAAACGUGGUACUACAUGCUGACCUGCUCUUCACAUGCAGUAAGCUACAUAUCAGUGUACUGGUAAAUUAGAAACAAAGAAUGCAGCAGGAUCUGUCCAGCUUAUUGAAAGAUGAUCCCGAACAGUCAUGGGAGCACCAUAUUUUUUGGUGCUCGGGAAGCACAGUGAUCGAAACGGCUGUAUAGCUGCUCGUUCGUUAAGUCUCCUCGGAAUGGCAGGCCCGUUGUGCCUGGAGUUGGAUAGAUUCAGUACUCACUCUUUCCCUGUGGUUUUUCCUUUUUCUGAACUGUAGAGGCGGUUUGCCAAACAACGUGGCAGGACUUCCUUAGGCUUCUCGUUCCAUCUUUAACUGAGAGUGGUACAGAGGCCCAACACUGAAACGUGGUUUUCAGUGUGAUUGGAACAAAGGGGUUAGAGAAACCCUGGCAUCCUGGACCCCUUUGGAUCUCGCCUGUGUUUUACAUGCAGUUUGUGUGUAGUUACAUCCAGAACUUCCAUCGGUUAACUAGCGUUGUCUAACACAUGUCUCUAAAACUUAAUAGCCAUUUGUUCAACUAAGGAAAGUUGAGUACAGCUUGUUUGGUGGGGAACGGACUUUCCCCCCCGUUUUUCAUCUUUCAGGCUGAAAGCAAGGGGUUUCGUCUUUCAUACUCCUUUUAAAUAUUGCGCUAAUUCUAGGUGGAUAUAAGAGGGAGCAUGAAGAUAUAAACGUGUCGAUACUAAAGGAAGGAAGGCCGGUUUGAAAAGCCAUAGUAGCCAGUCCGGUACAUUCUGCAGAUGGCCUCCUAGCGGUCAUUGUUAGAGUCCCUCACUUCCACUUUCCCACUGAGAACCACAGUAAUCUCACAGGCUGCAAGCCAGGACUCGAUGUAAGGAACCUUCUUGGCAAAAAUGUAGUGUGCUCGUCACUGCCACUAACCACCACCAAGUGAGUUUUUAGAGCUCUGACACACAAUCUUUAUAAAUUAAUCGGGACUCCCUGUGACCUGCCUUCUCUCACCCAAGUCUGACUCCUGCGGAUAAUAUAAGGGGGGGUGGGCUCCUUCACAGGACUGGAGGGCAGGCAGAGAGAGGGGCUGCUGAAGAGGGGACCAGCUCUUUUCUCCCCAACAGGAGAUACAUGUAUCUCUGCAUUAUCUAAAUCAGACUUUGGUUUUCACACUUUUCAAUUCAAGAAGGAUUUACUUAAUGUAAGUAAAAACCCGACUGACAAUUCCCUGUGAUGUUCAAAUAAGGGAACUAUUUGUGAGCGCUUGUGCUACACUUAUUGUAGGAAUGAGCUCUUUAAUUCUUUCUCCUGGG